CAGCCACGGCGCGGCGAUCAGCACCAAACUCAACACAAAUAGGAAGAGACUGCGCAUUCUGUCUCCGUCUGCCUGCACGGAAAGCAAGAUCAUUUAUUUUCAUUACUUAUAAACCGGACAAAAAAAUAUGGGAUUAACCAAAAUACACGGCCUAUUGUAAGAUAGCCUGCUGUGUGUGUGAGACCCAGACAUGUCGCGCUCCUCAUGAGUAAGUAAAGCAACCAUCAUGACCCACAAUAAAGACAAACAGAAACCCUCCAGGUGGCUGGACUACGGCAGCAUCACAGGAGGACACGACUGGGAAACAUGUCCUACCUGCCAAGGCUUAGGACGAAUACCUAGAGGUGAGGAGGAUAAGCUGGUAGCAGUUAUUCCAUGCACUGACCAAAGGCUGAAGCCCAGUCGUACGAAGCUGUAUGUGUGUAUCUCGGUUGCAUUGUGUCUUCUGAUCUGUUUCCUGGUCCUGUUCUUCCUCUUCCCUCGGAGCUUGGUUGUGUCUCCUGUAAAUCUUCAGUCGUCCUUCGUCUAUUUCACUUCCAAAAGUGUUCAAAUGAUAAUCACGAACAAACUAAACAUCAGCAAUCAAAACUUUGUCAGCACUGAGACUCAUGAUCUGGAUCUACAAGUCCUGAUUAUUGACGUUGUAGUUGGUAGGACCAAGAUCUCAAAUGUGACCACUGUUCCCCCACGCUCACAGAGAACAUUUACUGUUGUGACUAAUGUCACCAUUGAUGAGCCAGGUCUGGUUUAUUACUGUCAGACAGGUGUCUUCCGGCCCCACACCUUGUAUGUACAUUUGCAAAUGACUGUAAAAGCCUACUACCUGUCACAUGAAGAGCAGCUGUCAUUAGAUACUUUUCAGUACAUAGAUUGUGGAAGAAACACUACGAUUCCUCAUCCUUUUCCAUAACUUGCCUGACAUCCUGGAUUUGAAAAAUACGCAAUUGCCAAAGCUGAUCUUAAAGGAAAACAGUUACUUGCUAUUAAAACUCGCUAUUAAUUGGUGUUUAGUUUGUUAAAGUAUAAAAUACAUGUGUAUUUUUCUAAAUGUUUUAUGACAAGAGUAGUAUAUUUUACUGCAGAUGGCUUGAUUUAACAUUAAUUCAAUGGUCGAUUGCAGGAUUUGCACAUUGAGAUUAUUUGAAAUUAAAAAUGUAUGUUGACUUUGAUUUGCACUUGGAAAUAAAGUAAUAAAAUUUUGUAAAUAGUUCUUACAUAGUGCAGAACAGACAAAAUAAUGGCAAAUGCAUUGAAAUUAAUAAGACGUAUUUAUCUUUAUUAUUUUGAUCAAUAUUAGUCAUAAACUCAAAGUGGUCAGUGGUUUGUGGUCUUUUCUUUUCUGCAUGUUACUGCAAAUGCAUGGGGCCCUGGAACAGCAGUGAGAUUGGUCCUCCACAUCACCACUGUUGGGAAUACUGUGUGGACUAAACAAACAAAACAUCCAGCAUUUAUAAGAAUAUUGGCAUACUUUUGAGAGUUAUGAGAAACCUUCUGAAGAUGUAAAUAAUUAAAUGCAUUACUUAAUUAAAUUACAGUUUAUAAACUCCAACAAUUAAUAAUGUUUUAUAUAGCACAUAAUAGACCAAUUACUAAUAAACUUACUCUAAUUCUGUCAUCACAAUCUUCCUAAAAAAACAGCAUAAAACAAGUGAUUAUAAAUCUCACCGUGUAUCUGUUUUCAAUCUUGGUGUUAUAUUGCUCUCUUACUGGAUGACAAUUGCAGAUGAUCCUUCUAUCAGCCACUAGGGGUUCCAAAAAAUAAAUAAAGGGGGUUAAUGCAAACUGUGUUAAAACUUUCAUAAUAGCAUAAUAUUUUAAAUGCAAACAAGUAUUCAUGCUCUCAGUUCCCUGAGCAGGUAAUACUGCUUUUAACUACAGCAAGGUCCACUUAGCAAAGGACUAACACGGCUUAUUGUCCUUAGCACAAAUUGUGAUCUGUUUAUCUGUCUGCAUUAUGUUUGAAAAUUAUUCACUAGUUCUAAGCAUAACUAAAAAAUAACAUUACAGAAGAAUAUGCGCAUGCCUGUAUAGAAACCACAAUAUCACAAAAUUGACCAGUUUUCAGAUGUUAUAUCAGAUGUUUAUUAUAUAUAAAAACCUAUGCUGGGUUUUGCAUGAAAAUAGCAAGGGGAUAAGUGUGACAAUGUUUCCAGAAGAGACGAAAUUCUCCAGCAUGCUCAGUAUAACCUACCAACUGUUUUACUAACAGUACUACAGUACAGUACAAAAUAAAUGGCAUAAACAAAAAUAUCUUUAAAAAAACUUCUAUAAAGAGCACUAAAGAGUAAUAAACAGUCAACAUUUGGUGUGAAAACAAUAAACAGAAAAACAAUCAACCUUUGAUUGGUCAGCACUAUAUUUACCUUUGGUGGAAAACAAUGAACGAUUUUCCAAUCAUAUUAGGCUACUAUCAUAACGUUGACGAACUGUGAUCUGUCAACUCUGUGCCAGGGGAAGCCAGAAAUCUUUUGGCUUCCAACCAAUCAAAUCAUAAGAACAUAUCAACAUUGCUAUUGUGUUCUGAUAUUGCAGUUAGCAUGUUGGAAGGUACAGUUAUGGAGGAUGGUGGUUCGAAAUGUAUUUGUUAUUAUAAAUAAAACAACAUUUUAACCUAGCACUAGAAAAGCCAAAUGGCAGGCUGCCAAAACUAGAACUGCAGAUGAAGUGGGAAAAGGGGGAUUUUCAUUGAUGUCAACUGUAAGCACUAAACUUCAGCUGCUGCUUGUAUGUUUGUGUUGUUAUGAUGAUUAUAGACUGGGUUUAGGUUAGUAGAGUUGCGGUUGUAUAGAAAAUUGACACCAUGUUAAGAGUGAACAUUUGGCCUCACUUUGAAUGAUGAGGAUGCUGUUCCAGGGCCCUGUGUAUUUGCAGUAACAUGCAGAAAGGAAACAUAUUUGUGUAUAUCGGAUUCAUACAAUCGAUUUAAACAAUUGAGUUUGUAACCUAUAACCUGCUGAUUAUUUUUAAUAUGAAUGCAAAUUUAACAUUCUGACUACAAACAACAGCUCGAAAUAUCACUUACAGUAUUGCAAGUGUUUUACUCAUCUAUAUAAAUAAAGGAAAGGUUUUGUCCGUGC
Messenger RNA from Clarias gariepinus (North African catfish), 3077 nucleotides. It is a transcript of the gene tmem106a, whose product is annotated as transmembrane protein 106A. The coding region runs from base 227 to 910 and encodes 227 amino acids. The transcript has 8 exons. Lineage: Eukaryota; Metazoa; Chordata; Actinopteri; Siluriformes; Clariidae. The record is from RefSeq and is a predicted model, not a curated record.